Molecule: messenger RNA, 2002 nt
Organism: Artibeus jamaicensis (Jamaican fruit-eating bat)
Lineage: Eukaryota; Metazoa; Chordata; Mammalia; Chiroptera; Phyllostomidae
Gene: RNF32
Product: ring finger protein 32
Exons: 9
Coding region: 291-1397 (368 amino acids)
Molecular function (GO): protein binding
Source: RefSeq, a predicted model, not a curated record
GGCCGCAGUGGUUGCCAGGUAACCGCGAGCGGUCAGGUCCUGGGAGCAGGCCGUGAAGAGUUUGCCGAGGCCGAGUGAGGGCGAAGGAGUGGGUGUAACCCUGUCCCCUGCAGGGUUUGGAGGACUGGGCCCCGAGACCCCCGCCUGCGCAUCCCCCCGACUUCCACAGGGUUGCCAGGGCCCUCAGUCCUAGGGCACCCAGGGUCUGCACCCGGAGGAGAAUGAAAGGAAUGCAAUGUGAUGACGUGGUUUGAUACAGCCAAGCGGGCAGCAGCACUUCCUGGUUUGGCAUGUUAAAAAAUAAGUUUCAGGGGCACUUGUGUAGACGCGGUAACUUAGCAAUCACUGCGGUUGCUUUACAAGAUCACAUUUUACAUGACCUUCAACUACAAAACCCUUCGGUGGCCAAUCCUUCCCAGACAAAGACACAGAAGAGAGAGAAUGAACUCAAAUCUCUAAAAAGAAAUGCGAAAGCUGUAAUAGACACAGGACUUCAAAGGAGGACACAAGGCCCCAGAGAAGCUGAUCCAGAAAGAGAGUAUGUUCUCGAUCCCAAACCACCACCACUAACUUUGGCGCAGAAGCUGGGCCUGUUCGAAUCCCCUCCACUGCCACUCUCGUCAGACGAAUGGGACAAAGUGAGACAGAGGUCCGUCUCGCAAGGAGACUCCACGCAGCCGUGCCCAGUGUGCAAGGAAGAGUUCCAGCUGCGCCCCCAGGUGCUGCUCUCCUGCUCCCACGUGUUCCACAGGGCGUGCCUUCAAGCCUUUGAAAAGGUCACGGGUAACAAAACCUGUCCCCUCUGCAGACAGAACCAGUACCAAACCCGGGUGAUUCACGACGGGGCCCAGCUGUUCAAAAGAAAGUGUGCGACGAGGAUCCAAGCCUGCUGGAGGGGACACGUGGUCAGGAAGUGGUACCGAGACCUGAGGAGGACACUGCCACCCACAGACGCCAAGCUGAGGAGAAAAUUCUUUGAAGAAAAGUUCACAGAAAUCAGCCAGCGCAUGCUCUGCUCCUACCACACGGACAUCGACGAGCUCCUGGCAGAGAUCGACCACUGCCUGGCCGUCAACCGCAGCGUCCUGCAGCAGCUGGACCAGCAGUGUGGCCGCAGGCUCACCGACGAUGACUGGCAGAAAAUCCAGACGCAGGCCCUGCUCCGGGACACCCAGGAGUGCUCCAUCUGCCUCACGCCGCUGUCCGUGGGCCCCAGCAGCCCCUCGGGGAUGGACAGCAGCUCACCAGCGCGGCCCACGGCGCUCCUGUCCUGCUCACACGUGUUCCACCACGCCUGCCUCCUGGCCCUGGAGCAACUCUCCUGGGGGGACGCCUCCCCCUUCCAUGCCUGUCCCCUCUGCCGUGCCUGCUACCAGAAGCGGAUUCUGGAAAGUUGAGUUCACAGGAAGGAAAAAAAUCCCACAAUUCUGGGGCAAAGUGGACCUUAAUUUGGGAUGAAUUGUGGGAGUUUGGGGUUGAGCAUGACAGGAUAAACUGUUCUGCAGUGAAGAAAAUGUUUAAUACUUGUACAUGGAAAGCACAACUAUAUUUUUAAAAGCUGACCACUGAUCCAGUUUUCAUCUUUAGAGAAAGAAAACGUCAAGUGCCUGAGUUCAAUCAGCUGAAAUAUGACAGCUAAAACUUGAGUUUCUGAGGCCCUGUGCCUCACCGACCUGCUGUGCGUCCAGCGGACCCAUGGGCGCUUGGGACAGCAUGCACCUGCCCUCUCCCAGGCAGGCCGGCCCCCUGGCCGGCUCUCGAGGCUCCGGGCAGCACCCAGGGGCGUGGCUACUGCCCGUCACAGGUGUCUGACCGCCCAGGGCCUCGUGACCCUCUGCCACCAGAUCUCUCAGGAGGAACUUUCCUUCUUUGUGUGACAUGACCCUCCCAGGGGCAUUUGUGUGUGUGAACCCAAACAUAAAAAUAAACUGCUCGGCAUUAGGAGACGGUCAACCACCUUUUCACAACGCAGGGCCACACCAUUUCAGCUCAGCCUGGACGA